This is a messenger RNA of Empidonax traillii (willow flycatcher), 2982 nucleotides long. It is a transcript of the gene SMAD1, whose product is annotated as SMAD family member 1. Gene Ontology annotation, cellular component: heteromeric SMAD protein complex. Gene Ontology annotation, molecular function: RNA polymerase II cis-regulatory region sequence-specific DNA binding; I-SMAD binding; DNA-binding transcription factor activity, RNA polymerase II-specific. Bases 325 to 1722 code for a protein of 465 amino acids. Gene Ontology annotation, biological process: anatomical structure morphogenesis; cell differentiation; transforming growth factor beta receptor signaling pathway. Lineage: Eukaryota; Metazoa; Chordata; Aves; Passeriformes; Tyrannidae. The transcript is spliced from 7 exons. The record is from RefSeq and is a predicted model, not a curated record.
UGUGAAUCAUGAAUUGCGUGGAUACUCGAGCAACCAGGAUCCAGUGAAUGGAGCUUGUGCCCACCAAGUCAGAGCAAAGCAGAGCAGACCUCAGGCACAUGUUGUUGACCAGAGGAAUUUAGAAGAAUGAGAAGGUCACGUCCAUCAAGGGGGGAUGUCAGCACUGCCUUCCUGGGACUGGAGGACUGAAAAGGAGAAAGGACCGGAAUUAUUUGAUAUAGGCUGCUUUUGACUACUGACACAGUCUGCUGUACCCUGGUGGUGGUGGAAGAACAGGACGGUCUCUCCUGCUUGGUUCUGUGGUAUCAACACAGUAGGGUCACCAUGAAUGUGACAAGUUUAUUUUCCUUCACCAGCCCAGCAGUGAAGAGGCUGUUGGGAUGGAAGCAAGGGGAUGAAGAAGAAAAAUGGGCAGAGAAGGCUGUUGAUGCAUUAGUAAAAAAACUGAAGAAGAAAAAAGGUGCUAUGGAGGAGCUGGAAAAAGCAUUAAGCUGUCCCGGUCAGCCCAGCAACUGUGUGACAAUUCCUCGUUCCUUGGAUGGCAGGCUCCAGGUUUCCCACCGGAAGGGGCUCCCGCAUGUCAUUUACUGCAGAGUGUGGCGCUGGCCAGACUUGCAGAGCCACCACGAACUGAAACCACUGGAAUGCUGCGAGUUUCCCUUUGGCUCAAAACAGAAGGAGGUUUGCAUCAAUCCCUACCACUACAAGCGGGUAGAGAGUCCUGUCCUUCCUCCAGUGCUGGUUCCAAGGCACAGCGAGUACAACCCCCAGCACAGCCUCUUGGCGCAGUUCCGCAACCUGGGACAAAAUGAGCCCCACAUGCCACACAACGCUACUUUCCCGGACUCUUUUCAGCAACCCAAUAGCCACCCUUUUCCCCACUCACCCAACAGCAGCUAUCCAAACUCUCCUGGAAGCAGCAGUAGCACCUAUCCACAUUCUCCAGCCAGCUCAGACCCAGGAAGUCCUUUCCAGAUGCCAGCUGAUACUCCCCCUCCUGCUUACCUGCCGCCGGAAGAUCAGAUGACACACGAUACCUCCCAGCCAAUGGAUACCAACAUGAUGGCACCUGCAAUUCCUCCUGACAUACACAGAGGAGAUGUCCAGGCAGUUGCUUAUGAAGAGCCGAAGCAUUGGUGCUCCAUUGUCUACUAUGAGCUGAACAACCGCGUCGGGGAGGCGUUCCACGCUUCUUCAACCAGCAUCCUGGUGGAUGGCUUCACUGAUCCUUCCAACAACAAGAACAGGUUUUGCCUGGGGCUGCUCUCCAAUGUUAACCGCAACUCCACCAUCGAGAACACCAGGAGGCAUAUUGGCAAAGGUGUCCAUCUCUAUUAUGUUGGUGGGGAAGUGUAUGCUGAAUGUCUCAGUGACAGCAGCAUUUUUGUGCAAAGUCGGAACUGCAACUACCAUCAUGGGUUCCAUCCCACCACAGUCUGCAAAAUCCCCAGUGGCUGCAGUUUGAAGAUUUUCAAUAAUCAAGAGUUUGCUCAGCUUUUGGCUCAGUCCGUGAACCACGGCUUUGAGACAGUAUAUGAGCUUACUAAGAUGUGCACUCUCCGUAUGAGUUUUGUAAAGGGUUGGGGAGCUGAGUAUCAUCGCCAGGAUGUAACGAGCACUCCAUGCUGGAUAGAGAUACAUCUUCAUGGUCCCCUCCAGUGGCUGGAUAAAGUACUUACUCAGAUGGGCUCUCCUCAUAAUCCUAUCUCUUCAGUGUCUUAAAAGGCCCCAAACUCCUGCAUUUUGGAAGCAGUUGAGCCUUGCAUGUACUUGAAAGAUGUAUGAGUCAGACACACACACAUUUAUUUUUUUUUCCCUCUGAACUGGCAACUGCUUAAUAAGAGCCACAUAAAUACUUGACUUCUGUGACCAACUGUUGGAUUCAGAAAACAAGAUAAAUAAACCCCUCUGACAUACUGUUGGUAUAAAGGAUGUUAGUUUAUGUUGUAACGUGCUGUGGCAAAGUUGAUUUGCUGGCCUUAGUACAACAGGGACGACUGAACCAGGACCGCAGCGUGUGGGACCGAGUUCCCGAAGGAUCUUCCUGUAGCUGGUGCUCUUGAGGUUCUCCUUCUUCCUUACAUCCGUGUUUUCCCCUGUGUCCUCUGGAGCUAAGAGCCGAUGUUGGUGAAGCCUGCUCUUUGCAGGCUCUCCUCAGUACUUCUUAAAAACGUUUUUCUCAAUUGAUGGUUGCUGUUCUCUUUAAAAGUAAAAAAAAAAAUUCCAUGGGGCUUAAUCUCAGAAACUAUGUACUAUCUUUGAAACUGUGUCCUGACCAUACUGCUGUAAGAAUGCUAGGUAUGUCUUUUGCUAAGUGUAUGUAUGGUGUAUUUGAAAAUUUAGAAAAUAAUUAGAUUUAGACCAUAAAGGAAUUAGGAAUAUUUGAACUGGGGGGAGGUGAGAGUGGGAGGGAAAAUGACAACUGAAAUGUAGAAUAUAUUGUAAACAUAGCGUGCUAGUUUAAACUGAGGUCUGAAUUUUGCUGUGCAUUUGUUCUUAUAGUGGCUUCAUCUUGUUAAUUCUGACUAUUUUUGCCUCGUCGUUUUCCCCCAAAACAAUUGCAAAGCUUCUUUUACCCAUGAAGAGGACAAAAUGAUUAAUUGCUGCAGUUUGAAGGCUGCAGCUUUGUGUAUUUCAAGACAAAAUUGUACAGAAUGCUCUUUAACUAUUAAGCAGUUUUAUACAGUUUAUGUAACAGAAGUAGGCUUUUAAUUUUGUAAGAGAACCUUGUUUUGCCAAAUCUAGUAACUGUUAAUUGUUUGGAGGACUUCAGUAUCCCUGUAUGGGUCUAUUUCAAACUUAAAAUAUAUAUAUAUUUUUAAUUUUUAUUUUUUUUUACUGCUUGGUUUAUUUUCUUCUCUUUGAUCUUUUAUAUUCACUUAAGCUGUAGUACUUUUAAGUAUCUUUAUUCCAAAACUAGUGGGUCCUCUUUACUGGAAGUUUUGAAUAAAACCUGUUGUUACUGCUUACAUUUGAUUAAAA